GUCACCCCGCCCGUCUGCUUGCCGUCUCCUCCCCUAAAACCCUUCCUGCGACCAACCCUUUGAGCGACUCUGGGCUUAAAAAAAUAGAGACUGAGAGAGAAAGUGAGAGAGAUAGCGAGAGCGAGCCAAAACACAUACUCCCAACAUCACUUAGACUAUCUUCUCCAGCACAACAAGGGGAGGAGGACGCACAAGUGCAGGCGCGUCCAUGCGUGCCAACCGGCAGACGAACAAGACAUUAAAGCGGGCAAAGGACCACAAAUAAAUUGGAAUAAGACUGAACUCUUUGGAAAAGCGCACAGCUUUGCAAAAAAACCCAAACAAACAACCAAAAAAAAAAAAGACAGUCUAGAUGAGUGAAUGGUAAGAAGAGUCAUGCAUCUCAACGGAGGAGCAGAUAACAGCAAAGGCUCAGUGUCUCUCAGUGUAUUCCUGGUGUCUGUUGCAUUCAUAGUAUGUGCCAUUUGGCUGGUAGCUCUGUGUGGCGUCUGCACCUGGUGCCAACGUAAACUGGGGAAGAGGAAUAAGCCCGGGAUGGAGGCUGCCAGCUCUCCAGAUUCAGUGAGAGGUCGAGGGGAAAAUAAAGCCAUCAACGAUCUAGACAGAGACUUUUGGAAUAACAAUGACAGCAGCAAUGUCCAACAGAGGUGGAGCUCCUACCCACCCAAGGAGUUCCUCUUAAACAUGUCUCCCUAUGCACCCUACGGAGACCCCCGCCUCACGCCCAAUGAGGGGAAGAUGGUUGUUCUGUCUCUAGCAAUCGGGCUGGCUGAACAGGAUGACUUUGCCAACCUCCCAGAUCUACAGGAAGCGCCAGCGAGCAAAGAAAAUGAAACCACACCAGAGAAAAGAACUCCAGGUAACAAACCAGGCAGCAGCCCCAGAGGUCAGACUCCAGACGAGACCGGACGCCGCCACGGGCAGGGCCACGAAGCCAACUCUUCUGUUUCUGACUUGGCCAACUCGGUCACCAGUGACAUGCUCAUGCUGUCACCAGGUUCAGAGGAAGAAGAACAUGAGGGUCCAGUGUGUGAAAAGCUGGGUCGUAUUCAGUUCAGUGUUGGAUACAGUUUUCAAGACUCCACCCUCACUGUGAAAAUUCUCAAAGGCCAAGAUUUGCCAGCUAAGGACUUUUCUGGCACCUCUGACCCAUUUGUCAAACUAUACCUGCUGCCAGACAAGAAGCACAAACUGGAGACAAAAGUGAAGAGGAAGAAUCUAAACCCCCACUGGAACGAGACCUUCCUGUUCGAGGGGUUCCCCUAUGAGAAGGUGGUUCAGAGGACCCUGUACCUCCAGGUUCUUGACUACGAUCGCUUCAGCAGGAACGACCCAAUAGGAGAGGUGUCCAUCCCACUCAACAAGCUGGACCUAGCCAACAUGCAGACUUUCUGGAAGGAGCUGAAACCAUGUAGCGAUGGCAGUGGAAGUCGAGGGGAUCUGUUGGUGUCUCUGUGUUACAACCCCACAGCCAACACCAUCACUGUGAGCAUCAUCAAAGCCCGCAACCUCAAAGCCAUGGACAUUGGAGGCACUUCUGACCCCUACGUAAAAGUGUGGUUGAUGCACAAGGACAAGCGUGUGGAGAAGAAGAAGACGGUGGUAAUGAAGCGCUGUCUGAACCCUGUUUUCAACGAGUCCUUCCCCUUUGACGUGCCUGCCCACGUGCUGAGGGAGACCACCAUAAUUAUCACCGUCAUGGACAAGGACAGACUCAGCCGCAAUGAUGUCAUUGGGAAGAUUUAUCUUUCAUGGAAGAGUGGCCCUGCAGAGGUAAAACACUGGAAAGACAUGAUGGGUCAUCCUCGCACUGCCGUGGCCCAGUGGCAUGCUCUUAAGGCCUGAAGGACCCAGCAGCCGACCUGCCUACAUUGUUUUCCCCCCUCAAGAAUCCCCCCGCCCUGCCCCUGCCCUCGGCACAUAUCCCCUACUACCUAAAUGCACUGUUGGGCUUCAGACCAUCUAUCAUCUCUUUGUUCUCAGGCCUCUUUGAUAUUCCUCGCCCUCAAUUCUCAUGACACCUUCCUUAAAUUUCACCCCUGUCAAGAUCUGAUUCCCGCCUGACCCUGUCUCAUCCGUUUGUCUGAACUUAAAAAUGUCUUUGAUGUCAUAUGCUCUCCUUGUUCCAUCUUUCUUUUUUUUCUCAUUUUUUUUCUUCCACCAUGUUUCCCUAAUGUUUUACAUCAGAGCAGUACCUCUUAACACCCGUAAUUACAAACUACCAACCAAAAAUGGAUCAAACAGGCAUUCCAACCAUCCGCUGUGGCAGCAAGAUGGGCAGUGUUCAGACACGCAUGAGUGUGAGCGGCACUGACCUGCGCAAUCCAUUUAUCACCUACUUUUGGUAUUGUGGUGAGGAGUCUCCCGCUCUGCUCCUUGUUUUUUUGUUUGUUUGUGUGUUUGCUUGAUUGUUUGAAUGCUUCUGUGUUUCUGUCUCUCUUCCUACAUUCCUUUAAAAUGCCUAAAAAAAAAAAAAAAUCAGGAAAAGCGGCACAGGCAACAGAAGAGCGAUGGGCUGUGUUUAAAAUGGACAGGAACUGGACUCUGUCACUCAUCAUGUUUUUCACUCUUCACUCCUCCUCCUCCUGCUACCACUGUAAUAAUUCCCCCUUGGCUGGAACCCUUUGUCGUCUGUGCGUGCUGUGGGUGAUGUGCUGUAACCCCAAAUGAAGAUCGUCAAGAAAAAAAUAAGAAAAAAAGGACAUGAACAUGAACAUUUAGCACUGGUCUAAAAGGGGCAAGUGUCAAACUGCUUUCCUAUUUUCUUUAACUCCCGAUGGACAGAAAAAAAGAGUAAAGUGAUUAAUGUUGUGUUUUAUUUAUUUAUUUAAUGAGUUUUGUUACGAAAGAACUUAGAGAAUCAACCUGUUCUUCCAGAAAAUAAGCAAAAAGCAGCUUCCAUGAGUGUGGAAGUGUGGGGAUAAUGCGUGCGUGUGUGUGUGUGUGUGUGUGUGUGUGUGUGUGUGUGUGUGUGUGUGUGUGUGUGUGUGUGUGUGUGUGUGUGUGUGUGUGUGUGUGUGUGUGUGUGUGUGAGGGAGGAAAUAUUUUAGAUUUGGACGGCUGAACAAAAAAUAUUGUCGAAAACCAAACUGCCCUUGAUAACAAUGACAAAAAUUGAGAUUAGCUGGACAUGUGGGUGGAGGUCACUGAAGUUAAACAGUCAGUCUGGCCAAAACACAUACACAACUUUCUAACACGCCCUUUAGUGGGCUCAAGAAAGACAGCUAGUUUCAGUUUCACAUGUAAAAGAUUUGAGCUCAGAAAAUCAGACUAACUGCUGGAAAUAUAUAACAGAGGAUUUCAUUGUCAAACAAUUUACCACUUUGAUUUUUAACGUUGUUAUGUUUUGGUAAAUGGAUAUAGUCCAGAAACCCCAAUGUAAAUGGUUUUCUUUGAGAGCAGAAAACAAUCUGUGCAAAUUGUUGACGACAUAUAGACAUGGUAAAGCAAAGGUACACCCUUUCUCAGUUCUAAAGUUUUACAUACCAGCACAUAAUAAAAAGUUAUUGAAAUGUGGUAAAUACAACCUGAGAUGCACAACAACACAUUAGUUUAACUGAAACUAAGCCAAAAUGAAGAAAUAGUGUGUAGAAAGCUUGUAGAACCGCCUUUAGCAGCAAUAACUUGAGGUCAAGAGCUGGAAUUUGACUGGGCCUUUGCAACACCUUAAUAUUUUGCUUUUCUGCAAUGUUGUAGAUUUGCUGCUGUGCUUGGGAUAUUAUUUCAGCCAGGCUUUAGUUGUCAAACAAAUCGCCUCACAUUUGAUUCUAGAAUAGUUUGGUAAAUAACUGCAAGGUGUCCAGGUCCUGUGGCUGCAAGCCCAAAUCAUCACCCCUCCACCACCGUGCUUGACAGUUGGUGUUUGUGCUGAUCUGCUGUGUUUGGGUUUCUCCAAAUGUGGCGCUAUGACCAAACAUCUCUACUUUGGUCUCAUCUGUAAAAAGGACAUUGUUCCAAAAGUGGUUGUGGUUUGUUCAGCUGCAUCGUUGCAAACCUAAGCUGUCUUUCUCUGUGCAACCUUUCCAAACAAGCCCUUCUACAGUCUUCUUGUAAUUUGAACUGUCAUUAACUAAAUUUUAACAUUUAACAUGCUAACUUAUGCCAGUAGAAUCUGAGAUGCAACAGUUGCUUCUGUAAGAUCACUGAUUGUGUCAUUCCUCUUUGGCUUUGUGUUAGCACACACCUGAGUGCUACAGACUAACAAACUGCUUUUAUAGAGCGGGUGAUUAUCGGGUCCUGACAGCUUAUCCUCUUAAAUUCAAUGGAAACAGUAAAGUGUACAUAGUUUUUCACACACACUGUUUCGGCAUUUUGGCUUAAUGUUUCUUGAAUUAAAAAAUGACACUGUGUAGUAUGUUUUAUACUUCAUGUGAGGUUGUAUUUACCUCAUUGUAAGACCUGCUAGGACAGAUUAUGUUUUUUAUGUCCUGAUAUUUAAACCUUUUUUCUUUCUUUUUUUUUUUUUUUUUUUUACCAUGACUACGUUUUCCGAGUUUAUAAGAAAAUAUUGAGUCCUACAACUAGAAUUUCACUUUUUUCCAGCACAUUUCACUGCUGUGGUACCACAGCAGCCAACCGUUAAUGCAUGGCUUGAUAACACUAGUGAUAGAUUGGCAAAACAAGAUCUUAUGUCCUCUUUCUAGCUUUUUACUGCUGUUUUUUUAACCAUCUCCAAGAUCUCAUGGUGAUAAAGUGCCCAAUCCUACACCAUGGCAUUGCACCAAUAUGCAAUACCAGCAAGUUUCACCAAGUCCAGUACAUCAGUGGCAGUGGCCAGAAACUACAAGAAGAAUAUUUCUUACAGUAUUAACUUAAAACUGGCUGUUUUGGUGAGAUGCCACUUUGUGCUCUCAAGAAAUCUCAGAUUGUAUGUGCAGGCUCCGCCUGAGCAAACUGCUCUGGGCAGCCAUGAGUAAUAGUCAGUAGUCAAAAGAAAGCAGACCUUGAGGGUUUUUUAAAAAUGUAUUUAUAUAGUUGAGAUUUGUGUUUUCAAGGUUGACCAUGAACCUUUAGACUCUUUUUUUGGGAUGAACUGACAAUUUAUGAAUACAUGCAGUAAAAUAUGAGAAGAAAUCACAUGAACAUUAAAUCAGUCAGCCAAUCAAAACACAUUAUCCCUAUAAUGUUAUAGGGAUAUAGCCUAUGUUACAUUGUGUCGAUCAACUUCAUUUAGUCACAAAACACAUCUGAAUACACACACAAAACUUACAAAAAAUCAAAAGUUUAUAAAUUAUUACAAGAUUACAAAUUACAAAUAUGCCCAAAAUACAAAAUAAGACUGCAGCCACUAGUUACAGACGUAGUCAAGAGAUUAAGAGCCCAGGAAUAUCAUGGACUACAAGUAGGUCUUUAAUCUAGACUUAAAGACAGCAGCAUUUGGAGGAUUUGUAACGGACACAGGAAGUUGGUUCCACAAUUGUGGAGCUGCAGUUGAGAAAGCCCUGUCACCUUUCUGUUUGAAAUGAGAACUGGGAAUGUAAAGUCAGAGUUUGUCUUUAUUUAGUUUUUUUUUUUUAAACAUCUUUGCUGCCUGAAUGCGACCUCCCUCAAGUCCUGUACAGACACGAGCUGUUGGGAUGAAUGGAAACAAAUGAGAGUAAUAACACCUGGGGUUGGGAAUAGUCUUUUUACAUUCCACUGUUUGUUUUUUGUCUACUGGAUGUAUGUGUGUGUGUUUGCACCGUGGUUGAAUGUCAGUAUUUGAACUUAUGUUUGUGUGAUUGUAUUUACUGUGAGUCCCUGUGUGUAUAUCUGCACUAAGUUCUAUUUUGCCAGUUUAAUACUGAACAGCAUUCUUUGCUGUUUUUAUUCUGUAUGAAUCCAGAUGUACAGAGAAGUAUGUUCUUUUCUUCUUUUUUUUAAGUUGUCACUUCUUGGAGAAUCACUGCACUUGUUGACGAUGAUGCUGGAACAAACCUCUCUUCACAGCAGGCUUAUUUUCCUCAUGUUUGGAGGACAUUUAGAUCUCUUAUACAUGAGCUGAGAGUGAAGGUCACAAGAAAAAAGCUUUACAACAACCCUAGAUAAAAGUUGCUCCAUUUGACCGCUAUACACCAGAUUUUCAGUUUAAACAAAAGCAGCUGAAGACAUUUUUCCUCUAUGCCCUAUCUCGCCUCUCUAAGUGGACCAAUCUAAUUCACCAAGGCCAAAAAACGAAGGGUUGCUUCUUCACGUCACAGCUGAUGCUCCCUCAAAACACCCCCAUUGUGCACACAUGCUUUCUGGCACAAAGUAUUCUGUGUGUGCCUUAUGAACCCCGUCACGCCUUGCUCUUCACCAUAUGCGCUCCCUCUCCAAGUGUCAGGAAGGGAGGAGGGGGGAAAAAAGGUGAGACAGGAGAUAAUCAUCACCUCUUUGCUUCACUGUUAGCUACAUCUCAGGUCAGAGCAGAGCCUUGGAGCAUCCCAAAAUAACCACCUCUCAUAAUCAUCUGUCUGUCCUGAUGUACUGCCCUGCUGACAAAGCAUUACAUUCCAAAGGCUUAGUGAAAGUCAAUCAAUGCAAUUUAAAUAUUGGUUAAAGAUCAGUCAGGGUUUGAUACAUUUUUUUAAGAAAUCGAGCUAAAAUUGUCUUUCUACACUCGUCACUGGCCAAAAACCACACACUGGUAAAGUUUACUGGACAAGCUCGCAUUUCUGUUUUAGGGCAUUCUCUUUAGGGACUGCUUGAGACAAAGAGAGGUUAACCAGCAACAUUUUAAUUUAUAUACUGACUGUAUAAAAUGAUUGUGAAAAUGUUCUGUAUGGAGAAAAAAAGAGAAAAAGAACCAUCAUUACUAAUGGGGUUGUAGAUAUCUAUCCUUGAUAUCACAAACCUGCCUGUUUCACUCCCUUUCUCUUUGUAGUUACACAUCCGUGGGGUGCACAAUGUUAAAUAUUGACCAUUUAUUUUUUUGAAAUCUGU
Pelmatolapia mariae (spotted tilapia) is the source of this 6903-nucleotide messenger RNA. It is a transcript of the gene syt7b, whose product is annotated as synaptotagmin VIIb. Gene Ontology annotation, molecular function: clathrin binding; calcium ion binding; calcium-dependent phospholipid binding. Bases 361 to 1845 code for a protein of 494 amino acids. Gene Ontology annotation, biological process: calcium-ion regulated exocytosis; cellular response to calcium ion; regulation of dopamine secretion. Gene Ontology annotation, cellular component: plasma membrane; synaptic vesicle. NCBI's taxonomy places the organism in Eukaryota, Metazoa, Chordata, Actinopteri, Cichliformes, Cichlidae. The record is from RefSeq and is a predicted model, not a curated record. The transcript is spliced from 11 exons.